Messenger RNA from Myotis brandtii (Brandt's bat), 1762 nucleotides. It is a transcript of the gene DEPDC1B, whose product is annotated as DEP domain containing 1B. The record is from RefSeq and is a predicted model, not a curated record. The coding region runs from base 32 to 1540 and encodes 502 amino acids. NCBI's taxonomy places the organism in Eukaryota, Metazoa, Chordata, Mammalia, Chiroptera, Vespertilionidae. The transcript has 10 exons. Gene Ontology annotation, biological process: intracellular signal transduction; positive regulation of Wnt signaling pathway.
GAACGAAACUGUUGAGCUUUUUCGCUCUAGGAUGCCAUUACGGAAACAUCGUUGUCGUUUCAAAAGUUACGAACAUUGCUUCACAGCGGCUGAAGCUGUGGACUGGCUACAUGACCUGCUGAGGUACAAUCAGAACUUUGGCCCUGAAGUGACCCGCAAACAAACAGUGCAGCUGCUAAAAAAAUUCCUGAAGAAUCAUGUUAUCGAAGAUAUCAAGGGCAAAUGGGGUCAGGAAGAUUUUGAAGACAACGGUCACUUGUACAGAUUUCCUCCUUCCUCACCCUUGAAACCAUAUCCAAAGAGGCCCCCAUACCAAAAGGCUGCUAUUAAAUUUCCAGAAUGGAAUGACCCCCCACCAGGCAUGUUACAAGAGAACAUCCCAGUAAGGCCACUUGUGAUGAAUUCUGAGAUGUGGUACAAGCGUCACAGUAUUGCUAUUGGAGAGGUGCCGGCUUGCCGCCUUGUCUACCGCAGACAGCUGACAGAGGCCAAUGUAGAAGAGAUAUGGAAGUCUAUGACAUUAUCACAUUUACAGAAAAUACUUGGCCUAGACUCCUUAGAAGAAGUUUUAGACAUUAAACUUGUCAAGUCCAAGUUCAUCAUACAUAAUGUAUAUAGUGUGAGCAAGCAGGGAGUUGUUAUCCUUGAUGACAAAUCAAAAGAACUUCCUCAUUGGGUACUGUCAGCAAUGAAGUGUUUGGCAAAUUGGCCUAAUUGUUCAGAUUUGGAGCAGCCUAUGUACUUAGGAUUUGAGAAAGAUGUCUUUAAGACCAUAGCAGACUACUAUGGUCACUUGAAAGAGCCUCUGCUUACAUUUCAUCUUUUUGAUGCCUUUGUCAGUGUUUUAGGUUUGUUACAGGAGGAAAAAAUGGCCAUUGAAGCAUUUCAGAUUUGCUGCCUCCUCCUGCCACCUGAAAAUAGGAGGAAGUUACAGCUGUUGAUGAAGAUGAUGACAAGGAUCUGCUCAAAUAAGGAGAUGCCACCACUUUGUGAUGGCCUUGGCACCCGAACACUGAUGAUUCAGACAUUUUCCCGUUGCAUCUUGUGCUCCAAGGAUGAAGUGGACUUGGAUGAGUUAUUAGCUGCUAGGUUGGUAACAUUUCUGAUGGACAAUUACCAAGAUAUUCUGAAAGUCCCUUUGGCCUUGCAGACCUCCAUAGAGGAGCGUGUGGCUCACCUACGAAGAGUGCAGAUAAAAUACCCGGGAGCCGACAUGGAUAUCACUUUAUCUGCUCCAUCAUUUUGUCGUCAAAUUAGUCCAGAGGAAUUUGAAUACCAAAGAGCAUACGGCUCUCAGGAACCUCUGGCAGCUUUGUUGGAGGAGGUCAUAACAGAUGCCAAGCUCUCCAGAAAAGAGAAGAAGAAAAAAUUGAAGCAGUUUCAAAAAUCCUACCCUGAAGUCUACCAAGAACGAUUUCCCACACCAGAAAGUGAAGCACUUCUGUUUCCCGAAAAACCAAAACCAAAACCACAGAUGCUAAUGUGGGCACUAAAAAACCCUUUCCAACCAUUUCAAAGAACUAGAAGUUUUCGGAUGUAAUACUUUCACAGCCAGUGGAGAUCUCAGACGUUGUUUUGAAUAAAUGGAUGGUUAAAGAGGAUGGUGGUGGAAGAAAGAGGAGCAGAAAAUACAGACUACUGAAAUAUAAAUAUGAUCUGACUUCAAAACAUGUUGAGUUGCCCAGCUGGCAUGGCUCAGUGGUUGAGCGUCGACCUAUGAACCAGGAGGUCAUGGUUCAAUCCCCGGUCAGGGCAUAUGCUU